This is a messenger RNA of Arachis duranensis, 884 nucleotides long. RefSeq names its product AT-hook motif nuclear-localized protein 1. Gene Ontology annotation, molecular function: minor groove of adenine-thymine-rich DNA binding. Bases 1 to 879 code for a protein of 292 amino acids. The transcript has 5 exons. The record is from RefSeq and is a predicted model, not a curated record. Lineage: Eukaryota; Viridiplantae; Streptophyta; Magnoliopsida; Fabales; Fabaceae.
AUGGAGGGUAGAGACAUGGUUAGUGGGGUUACGGUGGUGGGAUCCGAUGGUCCGUCGGGCUACCAUGCUGCUCCCAGGAACGACAAUCCAGCUCCGGCGGGGGGAUCCGCCGUGGCCAUGCCGGGAACGCAGGUGGGUGUUCCGCUGCAGCAGCAGCAGGCGGCGGUUGCAGCGGUGGCGGAGAAGAAGAAGAGGGGUCGACCCAGGAAGUACGCAGCAGACGGGUCGGUUACUAUGGCAAUGUCUCCGAAGCCGAUUUCUUCUUCGGGUCUGCCGGCGAUGAUCGAUUUCUCUUCGGGAAAGCGCGGGAAAGUGCGGCCACCUGGCUCUGUCAGCAAAGCCAAGUUCGAGGCGAGUGGGUUGGAUGCUCGUCAAUCGGUGCUAAUUUUACCCCCCCAUUUCAUCACUGCUAAUUCCGGGGAGAUAAUAUCGUUUUCUCAGCAAGGACCACGAGCUAUAUGUAUUCUUUCUGCAAAUGUAGUCAUAUCAAGUGUGACACUUCGUCAACCUGAUUCUUCCGGAGGUACACUGACAUACGAGGGACGGUUUGAGAUUCUGUCUUUGAGCGGAUCAUUCAUGCCAAAUGAUAAUGGUGGAACACGGAGCAGAUCCGGUGGCAUGAGUAUUUCCUUAGCAAGUCCGGAUGGACGUGUUGUAGGCGGCGGAGUAGCUGGUCUAUUGGUUGCUGCAAGUCCUGUGCAGGUAGUGGUAGGCAGUUUUCUCGCAGGCAAGCAACAGCAAUCAAACCACAAAAAGCAGAAAUUUGAGGUAAUAUCAACAGCCACGCCACCCGCUGCAGCCGCUGCUCAUGCUAAUCUCUCAACUUGCUCUUCCUGGAGUAACCCAACUGAUAUCAGUGUGUCAUUUCCUGGAGGCUAGUUUCA